Messenger RNA from Austrofundulus limnaeus, 1739 nucleotides. Its product is annotated as R3H domain-containing protein 2. The record is from RefSeq and is a predicted model, not a curated record. NCBI's taxonomy places the organism in Eukaryota, Metazoa, Chordata, Actinopteri, Cyprinodontiformes, Rivulidae.
GUGAUGGUCGUUACUCUUUGUUGGGGCAGCCUCUUCAGUACAGUCUCUGUCCUCCACAUCUCAUGCAUGGUCAGUCCUCCUACAGCUCCCACCAGGGUCAAGGAGUAAUGAAACACGGGGCACGAGGGAAAAAACAAACACUCAAAUCUGCGUCAACAGAUCUCGGCACCACUGAUGUUGUGGUGAGUCGAGUCCUCGAAGUAACUGACCUGCCAGAGGGAAUUUCACGUCCAGAGGCCGAGAAGCUCUUCAACCAGCUGUCACUAUGUGGUGCCAAGAUCCAGUGGCUCAAGGAGCCCCAGGGAGGCCGAGGAGUAGCGGGAGGCUGCGGCCCCUGUCCUGGAGCGGGGCUGUCUGGACCAGGAGCCAGCGCAGGAGCCGGGGGAGGAAACGACCCAGCUCACCUCUACACGGUAGUGGCAGUGUUCCCCAGCACCAUGGCUGCUCAGAGUGCUUCCUUCAAACUUAACAACAGCGGGGCCAGCCUCUUCAAACUGAGGGCCGCCAAAAAGAACUAUGACCUGCGUGUGCUGGAGAGAGCCAGUUCUCAGUGAGAGGAAAUGAGAGAUGGAGGAAAGACACAAACAGACAGACUCUUGGUAAAAUGGUGGAAAAGGAAGGAGGACUGAGGGGGACUGCUAUUAAUGUACAAUUAAGAAUAAAAUGACAAAAAAAUUAAAUAAUGUGUCAAAUGUAUAAAAGGGAAGAAGGUGUGAAUCAUGAGGUGGAUGGUGUUUGGUUGCAAAUCCGAUUUUUGUUUGUUUUUCUUCAUUGGUUUUGUUUUGUAUUUAUAAAGCGGAAGAGCACACAAGACACUCGAGCAUGUGUUUCACAGUUGCUGUGGUACGUGUGCUGCCACGACACAAAAACACAUGCAAGGUCACACACACACACACACACACAAACCAAAAGACACAGACAGACACAAAAGUGCAGGCAACAGGGUCACGUAGCACAUAAACAAAAACACACUGGACAGUCGAUCUUUUUCAGACCUUAUCCUCCUCCACCCUUCUGUUCUACAGCUCCUUUUGCUGCCAGCGCUUUCUCUGAUUCCUCAGCUCUCCAUCACCCAGUUGUCUCAGAUUCUCAUAUAUUUAUAAAUAUUCAUACGCACAGGUGCGCACUCUCUCUGCUGUCCCCAGCUGCUUCCCCUUCUUUUCUUGCCAUUGCCCCCCCACCCCAUUUUCCUUCCUAACUUUCUCUGCUUCUCUGUUCCUCUCACCUAGUGUCGCUGCUCUCYCCUCUCCUGCUUUGUUUGCCUUACUGCUGUUGUGGGUUUCUGUAUUGCGCUGUUUUUUCCCUCUCAGAAGUUCUUUUUUCUUUCUUUUCUUCCUUUUUUUUGAGGGUUCAAUAUAUUUAUAUAAGUGAUGUAAGGAAUAAAAGAGAUCUAUAUAUUCAGUGAUUUUUUUUUCUUUCGUUCCAGAGUGGGCCUUCCUUCAUCUUUUACUCCUUCCUUCUUAACCCCUUCUUCUCUUCCCCACACUUGUUUCCUCUUUGCUGCCCUCUACCUCACUUCUUCUGCCCCCUCCUCCCUCCCACAACUGCCCCCCACUUUCCCCAGCUCCACCCAGACGUCCCCAUUGUGUUUGCGUUUUUUUGUUGACAGCUGUGCAGAACGUAUAAGAAGAAGUAGUUAAAGUGCACAAUGAUUGCAUAUGUCUACUGUAAAUUUUAUUUAAUCUGUUAUUUUUGUUUGUUUUUAAAAAUAUAAAAGUUGAGAAAAAUCUAUUAAAAUA